Coniosporium apollinis CBS 100218 is the source of this 1206-nucleotide messenger RNA. RefSeq lists its product as uncharacterized. The transcript has a single exon. Lineage: Eukaryota; Fungi; Ascomycota; Dothideomycetes. The record is from RefSeq and is a predicted model, not a curated record. Bases 1 to 1206 code for a protein of 401 amino acids.
AUGACAGACACGGAACCCCUAACACCCCGGGCCCGACGCAAUUCCAGCCCGGCGUCGCCUCAGGCACCAACAGUCACUCGAAUACGAGCAACCGACAAAGAGAGGAUUCCACUAGCAGCUACCACGCGCGCCCGCCGCCGAGCACAGCAAGCUGCUGACGGAAUACCCAACGAAGUUAGAGCUGCUACACAAGAAGACGCGUCCUUACGGGGAACUCAGUCCACCCAACCCCUUGGAACAAAAGCCACUCAACCCCUACCUGUGAACGCCAAUAACACUAUCACCACUGCUGCCGAAAUCCCCUACCUCAUCAGCCAGUUAAGAGACGAGAUCCUCCAACAGAAACAGAGCAUUGAGACACUCAAGCAGGGUCAGGAGACUGCUAAGAAAGAGCGUGAGGUUUUGAUCAACCAAAACAAAACCCUCCAGCAACAGGUCACAGAGCUUACAGAGCUGGUCCGGGAGCUUACUCACACCCCAGGAGCAUUAGCAGCAGCAAGACCCCCUGGGUCCACGCCCUCGAGGAUCAGCUGGGCCGCGGUGGCUGCAAGAGGAUCUACCACACAACCCCAGCCACAGACAUACAACACGCAGUCUGGAAAUGGACCGAACACGCUACGGAUCAACACCUCGCUACUGCCCAAUACUCCAACGACUGCAGCCGGAGCAUUUACAAGAUACAUGCAAACAGACAAGGCAGUUGAAAGCAUUUCCCAAGCCCUUAAAAGUCACUCCACAACCAAGGAAUGCGAAGUCUUAGGAGCUGGCACCACAAGACUUGGGUAUCUGAUCCGCUUCAAGAACGAAAGAUCCAAGGAACUAGCAAAAAGGAACGCGGAAUGGACCCAGGAGCUAGGACAGGGAACCCGAGUAGUCAAGCCACGCUUUGGGGUAGUAGUCCACCGUACGCCGACCAACGAAGUUAACAUGGAAGCAAAAGAAGAGGCGGUUCAGAAGAUUGCACAAGAGAACAGCCUCCCCAGCAGAGGGAGCCAAAUCGAAGAGAUCACAUGGCUCAAAAAGAAAGACUCGCCUCUAGGGCACUCGGCCUCCCUUGGAAUCUGGUUUGACACGGCAGAGGCAGCCGAACAAGCUGUUCAUCUUCACCAGCGACUGUUCCAAUCUCCCAUCAACUAUACUUUUGGCACUUUGCUCACGGAAUCAGCACUUCGGCCUUGGGGAUCGUCGCCUUCUGCUACUGCUUAA